ACUCCAACUGCAGCUAUGAGUUCAGACGAGAAGGGCAUAUCCCCUGCUCAUAAAACAUCCACUCCAACCCAUAGAAGUGCCUCCUCUUCGACAUCCUCCCAAAGAGAGAGUAGACAGGGUUCCCACGUACUGGAGAGGACUGCUUCCUCCGGCACCGAGGCCUCCGUAAGUCGGCAAUUCCUGGAACCGGAGCCAGUCCCCGUCUCCAAGGAAGCUGACAGCUGGGAAAUUAUAGAAGGGUUGAAAAUAGGCCAAACCAAUGUCCAGAGACCAGACAAACAUGAAGGCUUUAUGCUGAAGAAAAGAAAAUGGCCUUUAAAAGGCUGGCACAAGCGUUUUUUUGUCCUGGAUAAUGGAAUGUUAAAGUAUUCAAAGGCACCACUUGAUAUUCAAAAAGGGAAGGUCCACGGAAGCAUCGAUGUCGGACUCUCGGUCAUGUCCAUUAAAAAGAAAGCUCGGAGGAUAGACCUGGACACAGAAGAGCACAUCUAUCAUUUGAAGGUGAAAUCCCAGGACUGGUUUGAUGCAUGGGUCUCCAAACUGCGCCACCAUCGCCUGUACCGGCAGAAUGAGAUUGUGAGGUCACCAAGAGAUGCCAGUUUUCAUAUAUUUCCUUCAACCUCCACAGCUGAAUCCUCGCCAGCUGCUAAUGUUUCUGUCAUGGAUGGAAAGGUGCAACCAAACAGCUGUUCAUGGCAGUCCCCCUUGCCAUGCAGCAACAGCCUCCCUGCCACCUGCACCACCGGCCAGAGUAAAGUGGCAGCCUGGUUACAAGACUCGGAAGAAAUGGACAGGUGUGCAGAAGACCUUGCACACUGCCAGUCAAACCUUGUGGAACUUAGCAAACUCCUGCAAAAUUUGGAAAUACUUCAGAGAACUCAGUCAGCACCCAACUUUACUGACAUGCAGGCUAACUGUGUAGAUAUUUCAAAGAAAGACAAGCGGGUCACAAGAAGAUGGAGAACAAAAAGUGUCAGCAAAGAUACAAAAAUACAACUGCAGGAAGGGCCAUCUGUGAAGAGCCAGUUCGGCUCAACCCGGCGCCGGCAGAGGCUAGCAGCAGCAGUGGCUACAACAGUUCCUUUCAGUGCCACCAUGUCACCGGUUCGCUUGCACUCCUCCAACCCCAACCUUUGUGCAGACAUUGAAUUUCAGACUCCCCCUAGCCACCUCACUGACCCUCUGGAAAGUUCGACAGAUUAUACAAAACUUCAAGAAGAAUUCUGUCUAAUUGCACAGAAAGUUCAUUCCCUUUUGAAGUCUGCAUUUAAUAGCAUAGCUAUAGAGAAGGAGAAGCUUAAGCAGAUGGUUUCUGAGCAGGAUCACAAUAAAGGCCACAGCACACAGAUGGCACGACUCCGACAGUCACUGUCUCAGGCACUCAACCAGAAUGCUGAACUAAGGAGUCGGUUGAGCAGAAUACACUCAGAAUCUAUUAUUUGUGAUCAGGUUGUCAGUGUAAAUAUUAUUCCUAGCCCUGAUGAGGCUGGUGAGCAAAUCCAUGUCAGUCUCCCUCUGUCACAGCAAGUAGCAAAUGAGAGCCGCCUCUCCAUGUCAGAAUCUGUCUCUGAGUUCUUUGAUGCCCAAGAGGUGCUCCUCUCUGCAAGCUCGUCAGAGAAUGAGGCUUCAGAUGAUGAGUCUUACAUCAGUGAUGUGAGUGAUAAUAUAUCGGAAGACAACACCAGUGUUGCGGACAACAUUUCUCGGCAAAUCUUGAAUGGGGAGCUUACAGGAGGAGCCUUCCGGAACGGACGCCGCACAUGCCUGCCAGCUCCCUGUCCUGACACCAGUAACAUUAACCUGUGGAAUAUCUUGAGGAACAACAUUGGUAAAGACCUAUCUAAAGUGUCUAUGCCUGUGGAGCUAAACGAGCCGCUCAACACUCUGCAGCACCUCUGCGAGGAAAUGGAGUACAGUGAGCUCCUGGACAAGGCUUCGGAAACCGACGACCCCUAUGAACGCAUGGUUCUUAUUGCUGCAUUUGCAGUUUCAGGAUAUUGCUCUACCUAUUUCAGAGCAGGAAGUAAGCCAUUCAACCCUGUCCUUGGGGAGACUUAUGAAUGCAUUAGAGAGGACAAGGGAUUCCGCUUUUUCUCAGAACAGGUUAGCCAUCAUCCACCCAUUUCUGCCUGUCACUGUGAAUCCAAGAAUUUUGUGUUUUGGCAAGAUAUCAGAUGGAAGAACAAGUUCUGGGGGAAGUCGAUGGAAAUCCUGCCUGUGGGAACGCUGAAUGUCAUGCUUCCAAAGUAUGGAGAUUGCUAUGUGUGGAAUAAAGUCACCACGUGCAUACACAACAUUCUCAGUGGGCGGAGGUGGAUAGAGCACUAUGGAGAAGUAACCAUUAGAAAUACCAAAAGCAGUGUUUGCAUUUGCAAACUCACAUUUGUCAAGGUGAAUUAUUGGAAUUCUAAUGUGAAUGAAGUCCAGGGGGUUGUGAUGGAUCAGGAGGGGAAGGUGGUGCACCGGCUGUUUGGGAAAUGGCAUGAGGGGCUCUACUGUGGCGUGGCCCCUUCUGCAAAGUGCGUCUGGAGACCAGGUUCCUUGCCAACCAACUAUGAGCUCUACUAUGGCUUCACAAGGUUUGCUAUUGAGCUCAACGAGUUAGACCCUGUGCUGAAAGACCUCCUCCCACCGACAGAUGCCCGGUUCCGGCCGGAUCAGAGAUUUUUGGAAGAAGGAAAUCUAGAAGCUGCAGCAGCCGAGAAGCAAAGGGUGGAGGAACUCCAGAGGUCUCGAAGGCGCUACAUGGAAGAAAACAACCUUGAACAUAUACCAAAAUUUUUUAAGAAAGUGAUUGAUGCCAAUCAAAGAGAAGCCUGGGUUUCUAACGACACCUAUUGGGAGCUGCGAAAGGACCCUGGGUUUAGCAAAGUAGACAGCCCUGUUCUUUGGUAACCUGGGAAUGUAGAGCUAGCCAACAUAUCCCGCUCUGAAUGAAUUACUAACUAUGCACAAUUAUGUUUCUUAGAGCUCUGCGUGGUUUCUGGGUCGACUGAGCGCCGGCCAUUUGCUUUUUUAUUCAUCUUUAUAAUGGACUUUCAGAAGUGCAUUAGACAAAGCCCCUAACCACGUUUGGAUCCUUUCUGUUUUGCUGCAACCAUAUUCCUUAAAAAAAAAAAUUU
This is a messenger RNA of Eptesicus fuscus (big brown bat), 3122 nucleotides long. RefSeq names its product oxysterol binding protein like 6 (gene OSBPL6). The transcript is spliced from 24 exons. Gene Ontology annotation, cellular component: cytosol; intracellular membrane-bounded organelle; plasma membrane. Lineage: Eukaryota; Metazoa; Chordata; Mammalia; Chiroptera; Vespertilionidae. The record is from RefSeq and is a predicted model, not a curated record. Gene Ontology annotation, molecular function: cholesterol binding. Bases 16 to 2895 code for a protein of 959 amino acids.